GAGGUGGCGGCUGCGUCAGAGCUCCGGCAGCCCCCCUAUAAAAGCCGAGGCGUCUGCAGCAGAAGGGCAGAGCUGAGCAGUGCUCCUGGAGGAACAACCAGAAGCAAGAGGCCGAGAGAAGAGAAGAGAUCCCGAGCUCCACACCAGCACAGCACAGCACAGCAGCAACACAACCCCCCCCCAACCGCCACCAUGAGUUUCGACCCCUACUUCUCCUCCUCUUACAAGAGGUGGUACACCGAGAGCAGCCCGCGCCCAGCCCAGAGGACGCGCUCCUCCACCCGAGUGAUGUACUCCACCCACGGCGGCCCCACCGCCCUCUCCUCCUCCUCCGCCGGCUCCCGUCACCACCACCACUACAUGUCCCCCAGCCGCAUCUCCUCCCACCUGAUGUCCUCCGGCCCCAUGGACCUGGACCUGAGCCAGGCCACCAACAUCAGCUCCGAGUUCCGCGUGGUGCGCACGCAGGAGAAGGCCCAGCUGCAGGAGCUCAACGACCGCUUCGCCGGCUUCAUUGAGCGCGUGCACGAGCUGGAGCAGCAGAACCGCACGCUGGAGGCCGAGCUGAUGCUCCUGCGCCAGAGGCACGCCGAGCCCUCGCGCCUGCGCUCCCUCUACGAGCAGGAGGUGCGCCGUCUGCGCGAUGCCGCCGAGGAGGCCCGGCUGGAGCGUCAGGCUGCCCUGUCGGCCCGCGAGCACGCCGAGGAGGCGCUGCAGAACCUGCAGGCCCACUACGAGCAGGAGGCGGCGGGCCGCGAGGAGGCCGAGGGCAAGCUGCUGGAGGCCCGCAAGGGAGCGGACGAGGCCGCCCUGCAGAGGGCCGAGCUGGAGAAGCAGGUGGAGACCCUGGUGGACGAGCUGGCCUUCCUGAAGCGCCUCCACGAGGGCGAGGUGAGCGAGCUCCAGGUGCAGGUGCAGUACGGCGCCCAGAUGGCCGUGGAGACGGAACAGGCCAAGCCGGACCUGUCGAGCGCGCUGCGGGACAUCCGGGCGCAGUACGAGCGGCUGGCGGCGCGCAACAUGCAGGCGGCCGAGGAGUGGUUCCGCAGCAAGGUGGGCUCGCUGACCGAGACGGUGGCGCAGCACAGCGACGCCGUGCGCAGCUCCAAGGACGAGGCCGGCGAGUACCGGCGGCAGCUGCAGGCCCGCAUCCUGGAGAUCGACGCAUGCCGCGGCCUCAACGAGUCGCUGGAGAAGCAGCUGCAUGAGAUGGAGGACAAGCAGAGCGGCGAGAUUGGCGCCAUGCAGGACACAAUAGGGCAGCUGGAGGAUGAGCUGAGGGCCACUAAGGGCGAGAUGGCUCGCUACCUAAAAGAAUACCAGGACCUCCUCAAUGUCAAAAUGGCUCUCGACAUUGAGAUUGCAGCAUACAGAAAACUCCUGGAGGGGGAGGAGUCUCGCUUCAACGUGGGCAUGUCGGUGUCCAGCGUGUACUCCCACAGCCUGUCGGCCGGACCCGUCUUCUCUCGGCCUCUCUUCUCCAGCCUGAGCUCUGGCGCCCCCUACCUGCUCAGCUCUCGCCUCGUCAGCUCCUCCUACUCCUCCGCCGACGAGGUCAUCGCCGCCGCCCAAGCCGCCCGGGCCGAGGCCUGCCCCGCCAAGGAGGAGGAGGAAGAGGAGGCAGAGGAGGAGGAAGAGAAGGAAGAGGAGGAAGAGAAGGAGGAGGAAGGAGGAGAUGAGGAAGAGAAGGAGGAAGAAGAGGAGGGAGGAGAUGAUGAGGAGAAGGGAGAGGAGGAUGAAGAAGAGAAAGGAGAAGGAGAAGGAGAGGCAGAAGGAGAGGAAGCUGAAGGAGAGGCCGAGGCUGAAGCAGAAGCAGAAGCAGAAGCUGAGGCUGAAGGAGGCGACGAUGCUGAGGAAAAGAAGGAUGAAGAUGCUGGAGAGGAGGAAGAGGAGGCAAAAGAGGGAGAAAAAGAAGCCGCAGAGGAGGAAGGAGACGCUAAGGAAAGCGUAGAGGAGAAGGGGGAAGUGGAAGGAGAGGAAGCGGAAGAGAGCACUGACGCCAAGGAGGAGGAGAAAGAGGAGGAGGCCGCCGAGGCAGAGGAGGAGCAGAAAGAGGAGCCUGCCAAGAAGGAGAAAGGAGAGAAGAAGGAAGCUGCCAAAGAGGAAGUGAAGGAGACGAAAGCCGAGCCAAAAGAGGAGAAGAAAGCCGAGGUGAAGGAAGAGAAGCCAAAAGAGGACAAGAAGAAGGCUGAUGACAAGGCGGAAAGCAAGCCAGCCGCCAAGGACGAGGGCGAGAAGGCCAAACCGGCCCCCAAAGAAGCCCCCAAACAGGAGGAGAAGAAGAAGGAGGAAGCCGUGAAAAAGGAGGAGAAAGAAAAGAAGGAUGAGAAGAAGGAUGAGAAGAAGGACGAGGGCGACAAAGCCAAGGCCAAGAAGUGAAGCGAGGCACAGAUCGCUGACCACUUCCAACCCUGACUACACAUAACGUUAAUAAACCAGUUUCUGUAUACCUGACAAACGAGUUGAGGAACAACAUGUAAAACCUCUGCAAAUGUGCUUGCAAUUCUGGUGCUUCAAAACCAACACAAUAGCCUAUUUUUCAGUGCAGUUCUGUAUAUCAAGGCACAGUCAAGUACGUACAAUAAGGUCAACAGCAGAUCACAAUGUGAGUGUUAGAUCCUGUAUUUUUCUGGGCCCAAAAGCUGGCCCUUUGAGUUUAUGACACACAUGAUUGUGAACCAGCUCUACAGAAACAGAACCUGUCUUCAGAAUGCUACACACAAUAUGACUGCUCAUGCAAUAAAAUCAUACCUGAACA
Messenger RNA from Engraulis encrasicolus (European anchovy), 2758 nucleotides. RefSeq names its product neurofilament light chain a (gene nefla). The transcript is spliced from 4 exons. Gene Ontology annotation, biological process: neurofilament bundle assembly. The coding region runs from base 193 to 2379 and encodes 728 amino acids. Gene Ontology annotation, molecular function: structural constituent of postsynaptic intermediate filament cytoskeleton. Gene Ontology annotation, cellular component: postsynaptic intermediate filament cytoskeleton; intermediate filament; axon. The record is from RefSeq and is a predicted model, not a curated record. NCBI's taxonomy places the organism in Eukaryota, Metazoa, Chordata, Actinopteri, Clupeiformes, Engraulidae.